This is a messenger RNA of Caenorhabditis elegans, 1681 nucleotides long. It is a transcript of the gene unc-38, whose product is annotated as Acetylcholine receptor subunit alpha-type unc-38. The transcript is spliced from 8 exons. Gene Ontology annotation, molecular function: extracellular ligand-gated monoatomic ion channel activity; monoatomic ion channel activity; transmembrane signaling receptor activity. The coding region runs from base 75 to 1610 and encodes 511 amino acids. Gene Ontology annotation, biological process: excitatory postsynaptic potential; monoatomic ion transport; regulation of postsynaptic membrane potential. The record is from RefSeq and is marked reviewed. Lineage: Eukaryota; Metazoa; Nematoda; Chromadorea; Rhabditida; Rhabditidae. Gene Ontology annotation, cellular component: membrane; plasma membrane; postsynaptic membrane.
UUAUCGAUUCUCUUUUACACACUUUCUUUCAAGGCUUUUCAUAUUUUUCUUCUAUUCAAAUACUUAAAAAAAAGAUGCGCUCUUUUUGGUUAUUCCUUUUACUGUUAUUAUUUUGCAUCUCAUUUAUUAAAUUAACCGAAGGAAAUGAAGAUGCUAAACGGCUUUAUGAUGAUCUCAUGGUUAAUUAUAAUCGGCACAGGAGGCCGUCUACAUCACCGAACAAGCCAUUGACAAUAAAGCUGAAACUCCGCCUCAGUCAGAUUAUCGAUGUGCACGAGAUUGAUCAGAUUAUGACGUGUUCGGUUUGGUUAAAACAGACAUGGAUUGACAGAAAACUCUCAUGGGAUCCAGUGAAUUAUGGGGGUGUAAAUGUAUUAUAUGUUCCUUAUGAAAUGAUUUGGGUACCGGAUAUUGUCCUGUACAAUAACGCUGACAGCAACUACAACAUCACAAUUUCAACAAAAGCAACACUUCAUUACACUGGAGAAGUUACCUGGGAGCCACCAGCAAUCUUCAAGAGUAUGUGUCAAAUUGAUGUAAGAUGGUUCCCGUUUGAUGAGCAACAAUGCCAUUUGAAGUUCGGCUCCUGGACAUUUUCUGAAAAUCUGCUCUCCGUGGAAUUGAACGAACCAAGUCUCCGAUACGAAGAAGAAAUUGACGAAAAGGGGAUAAUAGACAAUGUAACUGUUGCCGAAGAUGGAAUUGAUUUAUCCGAUUAUUAUCCAUCUGUCGAAUGGGAUAUUAUGUCAAGAGUUGCCAAAAGAAGAGCAAAGAACUAUCCAAGUUGUUGUCCACAGAGUGCUUAUAUUGAUGUUACUUAUUACCUCCAACUCCGCCGUAAACCGCUCUUCUACACAGUCAAUCUGGUCUUCCCAUGUGUCGGGAUCUCAUUUCUCACAAUUCUUGUAUUCUAUCUUCCAUCGGAUUCUGGAGAGAAAGUGACACUUUGUAUAUCAAUUCUUGUCGCCUUGACUAUCUUCUUCUUGCUGCUCACUGAAAUCAUUCCGGCCACAUCGAUCACGUUGCCACUGAUUGGAAAAUAUCUACUGUUCACAAUGGUGAUGGUUACACUUUCUGUCGUGGUUACUGUUAUUUCAUUAAACUUGCAUUUCCGUACUCCAACAACCCAUUUGAUGCCUAAUUGGGUGAAGAAAGUAUUCCUAAAAUGGCUUCCAAAACUUCUUUUCAUGAGACGACCAAUCGAUGAUUACGAGGAAAAAUUCGAUGAUAAAAAGAAGCCGAAAGACGGGAAAAUUGCAUUGAGCGUUCAUGCACAUCGAGUUUCAAAUGUUGGAAAUAACAUUAGGAAUGCAACAAUUGAUGACACAAUUCAAAAAAUGUAUUAUUCUCCGCCAGUUGUAAAAGCUUUCGAAAAUAUUUGCUUUAUCGCCGAACUGCUGAAAAAGAAAGAUCGAGACGAUAAAAUCGAUGAGGAUUGGAAAUACGUGGCAAUGGUCCUUGAUCGACUUUUCCUUCUUAUUUUCUCAAUUGCUUGUUUUGUAGGAACAGUUAUAAUUCUUUUGAGGGCACCAACACUGUAUGACACACGACAACCCAUCGAUUUGCAGUAUCGUCCAGCCAAUUUAUCUGCUAAUCCAAUUAGUUUCUGAAGUUUAACUAUAGCUUUAAAAUCCACGGGUAUAAAAAAGAAGAAUGUAUAAAAUAAAAAAACUAAUGUAUU